AAAACCUCAUAGAAGAUGAAUGUAAUAAAAAGCUUAUGCUCUUAAAAAAGGCAGAAGGAGGAAGCACGCCAACGUUACCAAACGAAAACACAAUCAAAACCCUUUCCCUAACUCUCUCUUUUUGUUUUUCCUUUUUUUUUUGUGUGAAAGGAAUUCCGAUGGAAGACGACGAUGAGUUCGGAGAUCUUUACACGGACGUUCUCAGGCCUUUCUCAUCAACAUCCACGACGAAGUCGUUGUCAUCUCUUGCUCCGCAGCCAUACCAGCCUUCUCCUACACCCACACAGCUCCUCCGUCCGAUCGAUCUCAACCUUCAGUCUCAACACGAUGGCAAUACGCUCUUCGGAGCUCCCGCCGCCCAAACCCUAGCCCCCUUUAAACCUCCUCCUUCUACCCCGGCUGUUCCUGCUGCGGCAGCUGCUCCGGAUUCGAUCCCUUCUUCCCUUGGUUCAGCUCCCGAACCAAUAGUUCUGGAUUCCAGACAUGAAUCGGCGGAUGGCAAAGAGCUUGAAUUUGAUAUUGAAGAGGGGGGUGGUAAUGGAAUUGAGGAUAUCGGCUCAAAUGAUCCGUUUAUCCCGGGUUUAACCGAAGCGGUUCGCCAGGAAGAUAACAAUAUUGGGAUUCGAGGCAGUCAAGCGGAAGCCGAUGGAGAAAGGGAUGAUUGGGACAGUGACAGUGAUGAUGAUCUACAGAUUGUAUUAAACGACAACCACGGCCCGGUGGCUAUGGAAACAGGAGGAAUGAUAGGCGAAGAUGAUGACGAUGACGAAGAUGGGGACCCGCUCGUGAUACUGGCCGAUGGAGAUGGAAACCAAGGGACGGCGGAGCAGGAAUGGGGCGAAGAAAGAGUGCAAGCGGCGGAUGGGGAGAAGAAAGAAGGGGGAGAAGCAGGGAAGGUCACCAGCGGCGGCGUUCUUGCACCAAAAAUUGGGUACAGCAGUCAUCUGUACCAUCCGUUUCAUUCUCAGUUUAAGUAUGUAAGACCUGCUGCAACACCAAUGCCUGGAGCCACUGCAGGUGGUUCUGGAGGAGCCCCAGGUCAGGUUUCUCCAAUCAUGGGUGCUAUGGCUGGUCGUGGUAGAGGUGAUUGGAGACCAUCUGGAAUGAAAGCUGGUCCUCCCAUGCAAAAAGGUUUCCACCCUAGUUUUGGAGCGCCUGGCUGGGGUAAUAACACAGCGGGGCGAGGUUUUGGUGGUGGGCUGGAAUUCACUCUUCCUUCUCACAAGACCAUAUUUGAUGUUGACAUUGACAGUUUUGAGGAAAAGCCAUGGAAAUAUCCUGGCGUUGAUCUCUCUGACUUCUUCAACUUUGGUCUAAAUGAGGAGAGCUGGAAAGAUUAUUGCAAACAACUGGAACAACACCGCUUGGAGACCACCAUGCAAAGCAAAAUUCGUGUUUAUGAAAGUGGGAGAACCGAGCAGGGUUAUGAUCCAGAUUUGCCUCCAGAAUUGGCAGCAGCAACUGCACAAGUGGCACCAGCUGCUGCUAAUCUUAUAAAGUCAGAUGGUGGACAAAAUGACAUGACAAAAGGAGCUGGUCGAGUGCGACCGCCACUGCCAACUGGAAGACCGAUACAGGUGGAGGGAGGUUCUGGAGAACGCCUCCCUUCCAUUGAUACUCGGCCACCUCGUGUACGUGAUUCAGAUGCAGUUAUUGAGAUUGUCUGUCAGGAUACUCUAGAUGAUGAUUCCUCUACAGGCAACGGUGUUGAUGGCCGAGCAGAAAAUGAUCUACCGAUGGAGGAUCUUAGAGGAGAUCUUGCAUCUGAAGCUGCGAUUGCACAUGAAGAUACUGAAUAUUUUGACAAUUCUCCAGAUGCUUGUAAAAGUCGAAAGAAGGAACUAGUUGGAAGGACUAUGAAUUUUGUUCAUGAUAAUGUGCGUGAAGACAAUGGGGUUUUGCCUUUCCCUGUGGAAGCAUCACGUCCAUAUGGUGCUGGACCUAGGGUUCAGAGUCCUAUGGGUCCUAGUGAAAACUCUGGCAGUCCUCCUGAUGGGAGGCAUCGGCAGGGAAGAGUACGUAAGAAGUCCCCUUGCAUUACACCUAUUCAUGGUGAACGUGAUAAUUUCAAUGAUACUGAUAGGGAAGAAUCUGUUGAACGCAUGGAUGGUAAAUCUCCUCGCGUAGUUAGAGAUCCCAGGGAGUCAAGUGUUGAGCAUAAGGAUCAUGUUGAUGAUGAACUUGAGCCAGCUGAUGGAAGCCCUGCUACAGAAAAGGAUGAGCUGAUAAAUGAUACCCAUAAAGAUCAGAAUUCACUUAAUCCCAUGAGAAAUGAAAAAACAAGUUCUCAAGCAGAGCAAUGGAAGCUUCGUGAACGUGAUGAUGAUGAGGAUUCUAGGGCUGCAAGGAGUAGUGAAAACAGCAAAGCAAGAUCUGGCAGCAGCAGAGAUUAUCAGAAGUCGCGAGAUGGUGCUGAGGAGGAAGUUGUUCAAGGUGAACGUUCUUCUCGCUUUGGGAUUGUCAAGAAGCAUCUUGAUGAAAAUGAUCAAAAUUUCCGGAGAAAAGGUCGCGAUGGGAGACUUGAGAUUGAAAGAAAUCGCAUGGUAGGUAAACCAGGAGAGGAUUCUUAUCCUCUUAGAGAUGUUGACGUUAGCUUGUCACAUAAUUUGCCCGUUAAAAAAGGGGGUUUUGGUAGGCGAAGGGAGAGUGACAACCCUGAUGGUACUUGGCAAUGGAGAGAAGAUGAUCCUUAUGGCAGAAAAGAAAGAGCUGAGGACCUAAGGAAGAGAGAUCAUGAUAAUGAAAUGGGUUCUAGGAACAGGGCUAAGGUUCGAGAAAGUGAGAGGAGUGACAAAGAUGAUUAUCCAUCUAGAAAACAAUUGGACAAUGGCAAUUAUAAGGAUGUCAGUGCGAGGCAUAGGGAAAGAGAUGAUAAUUUGAAGAGUAGGUAUGAAGCAGCAGAUGAUUACCCAAGCAAAAGAAGGAAAGAUGAGGAGUACCUAAGGAGGGACCAUACAAACAAAGAGGAGAUCCUGCAAGGACGUAGAGAAUCCAGUGGCAGUCGCAGGAAGCGAGAAAGGGAUGAAAUCUUAGACCCACGUAAGAGAGAUGAACAACGAAGAACAAGAGAGAAUUUUGAUGAACAUCAUUCAGCUCGGCACAAGGAUGAGGUUUGGUUGAAUAGAGAGAAGGUUGAGAGGCCACGGGAGAGGGAUGAAUGGCUUAGGCUAAAACAAUCCCAUGAUGGAAGUUUAUCAAAACGGGAGAGAGAGGAAGGACGAGGUACUGUGAGGAGUGGCCGUGGUUUAGAAGACAAAGCUUGGGGUGGACAUACCAGGGGAAAGGAUGAGUAUAAAGUUUCUGAAAAAGAAUACCAACUCAAAGAGACAGUACGUCACAGUGAACAGGCAAAGAGAAGGGAUCGGAAUGAUGACGAAAGUUCCUCACGCCAUAGAGGGCAUGAAGAUUUGUAUGUGCGUGGACACCAAUUUAGUAAUGAUGAGAGAAAAUCCAGGCCGGAAAGGUCAAGCACUCGGAGUGACCAUGGUUUCGAUGCUUCGGAUAGCCAGAAGGGGCAUGAGAAGAAACAUAAAGAAAACACUAGGAAGAAUAGAGAAUCUGAAGGUGGGAAUCAAACCACUUUGGGUUCUGCCAAGAAAAGCCAAGAAGAUUUAAGUGGUCACAACAAUGAAACGGGCUUGAAAAGUGAUGAGAAGAGCGCAAUACAUUAUAAUUCUUCCAGAAAACAUAAAGAAGAUGCUUCUUCAGAGGACGAACUGCGAGAGUCGAAACGAGGGCGCUCCAAAUUGGAACGUUGGACAAGCCAUACCGAGAGGGAUUACAGUAUCAACAGCAAGUCAUCAGCUUCCUUGAAGUUCAAGGAGACUGAGAAGAUUAAUAAUGUUGUGUCUUCCGAGUCUAACAAAUUUCCAGAUGGACCUGGUAAGUCAGUUGAGCCUGUUGAGCACUUUCCUCCUUUGUCUGACAAUAAAGGUGUUGGUGAGCCAGAGAUCAAGGAAGCUGAUACAAGACCAUCUGAGGAUCAGCACCUUGACACUGUCGAGAAGCUAAAGAAGCGAACUGAGAGGUUCAAGCUUCCAAUUUCUAGGGAAAAAGAUACCCUGGCAACAAAGACCGAGAAUGAGGCAUUACCUUCGACCGAGAAUGAAACUCCUGUAGAUUCAGAGAUAAAACAUGAGAGACCUGCCCGAAAACGAAGGUGGAUCUGCAACUAAUAGUGGAAUAAGCAACCUACAUUGUUGCUGUGCUGCCUUUUGACUUUUAACUAAUGGACCCCAAAGGUCCCUGUGCGGUGUAUUUUGAAAUGGCCAUUAUGUGGUUCCCAGGAUGGGGGAUUUACCACAGUUACAGUCGUACCUCAGUAUGCUAUUGUAACAGUGCUGCUGCCAUGUACCUUUUUAUUUCCGGAACUAUGUGUAUAUAUACUAGAGAACGUAACACUGAACUAGUCACAAAUGGUGGCACAGAUUCCAUUUGGAGUCCAAUUGAGAUGUGCUGAUGAGAUUAUCAGAACAUGUUGAGGGUCCUUUCUUCUGGCCUGUGUAAGAAGUUGGGGGGCAUCAGAGAUGAGGAACUUGUUCUGAUGCUUACAACUUUCCACUUUGAUAGCAUUUUGAAGUAUGAAGAAAAAACGGGUGGUACUAGCCAUUGAGCAGAUAAUAAUGGCUGGAGAAGAAGAUACAUGAAAGGUUGGUUGGUAUCUUUAUUUGUAUUAGUAUACCUUAGCUUGAUCAGGUUAUAACAAUUUUGUCUUUGAUAAUUUUUUUCACACAUUUCUUAAUUUUAGCAAUUACUGCAAAAAGCCUGAAGAUUGGAAUACUUUUGAGAGCUUCUUUUGUAAUUGAGAAGCAAUUUAACAAAAAAAAAAGUGAUAGAAAAGAAUUUGACUUUUUUGUCAUUUCCUUCCAAACUGUCAGUAUUUUUUUAUUGUUCCAUUCCGUGAUUGUUAAAUUUUGCUCUUAAUGAAGUAUUGUUUGAAGGUAUAAA
Messenger RNA from Gossypium raimondii (Peruvian cotton), 4947 nucleotides. Its product is annotated as FIP1[V]-like protein. NCBI's taxonomy places the organism in Eukaryota, Viridiplantae, Streptophyta, Magnoliopsida, Malvales, Malvaceae. The record is from RefSeq and is a predicted model, not a curated record. Gene Ontology annotation, biological process: mRNA processing. The transcript has 9 exons. The coding region runs from base 36 to 4175 and encodes 1379 amino acids.